This is a messenger RNA of Clarias gariepinus (North African catfish), 1721 nucleotides long. RefSeq names its product caveolae associated protein 1b (gene cavin1b). The record is from RefSeq and is a predicted model, not a curated record. The transcript is spliced from 2 exons. Gene Ontology annotation, molecular function: rRNA primary transcript binding. NCBI's taxonomy places the organism in Eukaryota, Metazoa, Chordata, Actinopteri, Siluriformes, Clariidae. Gene Ontology annotation, cellular component: cytoplasm; caveola. Gene Ontology annotation, biological process: transcription initiation at RNA polymerase I promoter; termination of RNA polymerase I transcription. The coding region runs from base 260 to 1612 and encodes 450 amino acids.
AAUGAGGAUAGACAAAGUGGGAGGGGAAAGAAGGAAUUUUGUUAAAAGGGUGUCCCAUAGCAUUCAACCAUUUGUGUCCUUGUACUCCUGCUGCACAGCGUAAGAGUUUACAAGUGUGGUAUUUCUCAGGAAAAUUGCAGAAAGUGUUCAACCAAAAGGACUGAAACCAAGGUAAACUCCAGAGCAGACACAAGGACACAGGAAAACCUGAAAAGCCCACCUCUUCCAUUGCUCCGCUCUUUCACCUGAAACAUUAGUCAUGGAAAUGUUAGAAGUCCCCAGCCUGCAGCCUGACAUUGAGCACCACAAGACCCUCACUGAGGUCUCGGAUGAUGAGCUCAACCUUCCACCUUCUGAUGAUGAGGAUGAGGCACCCAGCGAGGCCAAAUCAAAGGAGGUUAUGGAGAAAGAGGAGGCAGAGGAAGGAGACAAAGGGAAUGGGCAGAUGAAUGGGGUGAUGAUUCUGGCUCUGCUGGAUAAGAUCAUUGGUAGAGUGGACCAGAUUCAGCAGACUCAGACCGGCUUGGAGGCCCGGCAGCAAGAGAUGGAGCGUUCAGUCACUGGGAUUGAAGGAGAGCUCACCAAGUUGACCAAGAGCCACACUACCACAGCCAACUCGGUGAACAAGAUGCUUGAGAAAGUGCGCAAAGUGAGCGUGAAUGUGAAGACGGUGCGCAGUAACCUGGAGAAGCAGGGCAGCCAGAUAAAGCGGCUAGAGAGCAAUGAGAACGAGCUUCUCAAGAGAAGAAACUUUAAAGUCAUGAUUUACCAGGAUGAGGUGAAACUUGGUUCUAAGACCACAGUGGCCAAGUCCCUGAAAGUGCCCCAGUCGGCAGAUGGCGAGGGUGAUCUGGAGCUCAAAGCUGUGGAGGAAGGUGUAGAGGCUGGAGGAGAGAAAGCUCAUCUGGACCUUUCAUCUGAUGAAGAAGAAGUAGAGAUUGAGGAGACUAUUGAAGAGACUCGAGCAGAACGCAUCAAACGUAGCAGCCUUCAGCGGGUCCAAAAUAUAAAAACAGUCUUCUCUAAGGAAAAGAUGGAGAAAACCAAACAAAAGACAAAGGAGAACCUUGAGAAAACAAAGCAAAAGACCAAAGAGAACUUGGAGAAAACACGAAUGAAGACCAAAGAAAACUUGGAAAAAACCAAGCAAAAGACCAAAGAAAACUUGGAGAAGACUAGGCAGAAGACAAAGGAGAACUUAGAAAAGACACGCCACAAUAUUGAGAAGAAAAUGGGAAAGCUUGGCACUCGUAUGUCUGUCAACCCAGAGCGUAAAGAAAAGCUGAAAAGCUCCCAAAAGAAGGUGGUGAAGUCUUUCACACCUGAUCACACCAUUUAUGCUCGGUCUAAAACUGCCGUGUACAAGGUGCCACCAUUCACCUUUCAUGUAAAGAAAAUUCGUGAAGGGGAGGUAGAAAUCCAAGGCACAGAAAUGGUGGAAGUCAGUGGGGAAAUGGAGGAGGUACAUAAUGGAGUCAUGGAAGGAGAGGAAGAAGAGAUGGAAAUGGAAGGAGCAGACAUGGGAGAGAUGGAGGAGAGCUCUGAGAUGCUGGAGACAGAAGAUACAGAGCUGGUGCUUGAAGAGCAUGAUCAUGAAAGAGACAGUGACUAACCUGUGUGUAUGUGUGUGUAUAUGUGUGUGUGUCUGUGUGUGUAAGAGGCAUAAGUUGGGAAACUGCUGUAUACUGCAGAUUCAGGUAAUUAAAAUUGGUGUGAAAUCA